AUGCGGCGCCGGCGGGCGGCGGUGGCCGUGGGCUUCUGCGCCUCCUUCCUGCUGGGCUCCGUCCUCAACGUGCUCUUCGCGCCGGGCUCGGAGCCCCCGCGGCCGGGCCAGCCCCCCGGGCCGUCGCCAGCCCCGGGCCCGGGCCGUCGCGGGGGCCGCGGGGAGCUGGCCCGGCAGAUCCGCGCGCGCUACGAGGAGGUGCAGCGCUAUUCCCGCGGGGGCCCCGCGCCCGGGGCGGGCCGGCCCGAGCGGCGGCGCUUGAUGGACCUGGCGCGGGGCGGGCCGGGCCUGCAGCGACCCCCCCAGCCCCCCGGGGCCCGGCCCCUGCCCGACGGCUCCCCGAGCUGGCCCCCGGCCCCCGGCCCCGGCUCCCCCGGCUCCCCCGGCCCGGGGGGCCCGCGCCUGGGCUGCGCCGCGCUCCGCAACGUGUCGGGCGCCCAGUACGUGGGCUCGGGCUACACCAAGGCCGUGUACCGGGUCCGCCUGCCCGGCGGCGCCGCCGUGGCGCUCAAGGCGGUGGACUUCAGCGGCCACGACCUGGGCAGCUGCGUGCGCGAGUUCGGGGCGCGCAGGGGCUGCUAUCGGCUGGCGGCCCACAAGCUGCUCAAGGAGAUGGUGCUGCUGGAGCGGCUGCGGCACCCCAACGUGCUGCAGCUCUAUGGCUACUGCUACCAGGACAGCGAGGACAUCCCGGACACCCUGACCACCAUCACGGAGCUGGGCGCCCCUGUCGAGAUGAUCCAGCUGCUCCAGACGUCCUGGGAGGACCGAUUCCGAAUCUGCCUGAGCCUGGGCCGCCUCCUUCACCACCUGGCCCACUCCCCGCUGGGCUCCGUCACGCUGCUGGACUUCCGCCCCCGGCAGUUCGUGCUGGUGGACGGGGAGCUGAAGGUGACGGAUCUGGACGACGCUCGCGUAGAGGAGACGCCGUGUGCCAGCAGCGCCAACUGCAUCCUCGAGUUUCCGGCCAGGAACUUCACCCUGCCCUGCUCGGCCCAGGGCUGGUGCGAGGGCAUGAACGAGAAGCGCAACCUCUACAACGCCUACAGGUUUUUCUUCACAUACCUCCUUCCCCACAGUGCCCCGCCCUCACUGAGGCCUCUGCUGGACACCAUUGUCAAUGCCACAGGAGAGCUCACGUGGGGGGUGGACGAGACGCUGGCCCAGCUGGAGAAGGUGCUGCAGCUGUACCGGAGCGGGCAGUACCUGCAGAACUCCUCCGCGGACAGCAGAGCCGAGUACCGGCGCCUUCCAGACAGCACCAUCCCCGAGGAAGACUACCGCUGCUGGCCGUCCUACCACCACGGCGGCUGCCUCCUUUCCGUGUUCAACCUGGCCGAGGCCGUGGACGUCUGUGAGAGCCACGCCCAGUGCCGGGCCUUUGUGGUCACCAACCAGACCACCUGGACAGGUCGGCAGCUGGUCUUUUUCAAGAUGGGAUGGAGCCACGUCGUCCCCAAUCUCCACAAGACCGCAUAUGUGAAGUCCUCUCGCCGGCCUGUCUGA
Pipistrellus nathusii (Nathusius's pipistrelle) is the source of this 1506-nucleotide messenger RNA. NCBI's taxonomy places the organism in Eukaryota, Metazoa, Chordata, Mammalia, Chiroptera, Vespertilionidae. The record is from the annotation of a GenBank genome assembly.